AUGUUUCCAAUAAAUGUUGCAAAUUGUCACUGGUCGCUUGUGGUUGUUUAUCCGAAGUCCAACAUUCUCUGCUAUUAUGACUCCUACCACAACAUUGACAUAUCCGCAAUAAAUUCACUUGUCGGUUUUAUAACAACUUCUUAUGAAAUACGUGGACGUGCAGUUGGUCUGGAAAACUGGUUAAUUCUUGCUCCGAACCAAAUACCCAAACAACAUGAUUCUUGUAGCUGUGGUGUUUAUACCUGUAUGAAUGCGUUUUACUCAAUAAACCCACAUGAACGUAUUUAUUCAACAAACGACAUUGACAACAUACGGUAUUGGAUUGUCCAUCGUCUGUUGACAUCACAUGGUGCCAAUCGUGUUAAAAUGAAAGUUAAAAACGUGGCUUAUCAGAUUAAUCGUGUUCAAUUGAGCAAUGAAAAGAUUAUAACUGUUUUACCAGAACUUAAACAUAGCGAUAACUCCAAAGUAUUUGUACUCAUUGCAAAAGCUGCUGAGAAACGGCGAAGUUUUUGGAAAAUGGAGCAAGACAAAAAGGAUUUGCGAGCUUUGGUCGACGGAGGUAAUUAGUAACCUCGUGUGCACAAUUUCAAUAAAUUAUUUUAUAUGCAUGCAUGUUUUGUUUUCUUUCAUAAAGUCGAUGAAACAUAUGAAGAGGACGAAUAUCAACCUCAUCAAGAACAAGGACAUUCAAAUACAAAGAUAUAA
This is a messenger RNA of Paramuricea clavata, 708 nucleotides long. NCBI's taxonomy places the organism in Eukaryota, Metazoa, Cnidaria, Anthozoa, Malacalcyonacea, Plexauridae. The record is from the annotation of a GenBank genome assembly.